Sinocyclocheilus rhinocerous is the source of this 548-nucleotide messenger RNA. Its product is annotated as rho-related GTP-binding protein RhoC-like. The coding region runs from base 237 to 521 and encodes 94 amino acids. Gene Ontology annotation, biological process: small GTPase-mediated signal transduction. Gene Ontology annotation, molecular function: GTPase activity; GTP binding. Lineage: Eukaryota; Metazoa; Chordata; Actinopteri; Cypriniformes; Cyprinidae. The record is from RefSeq and is a predicted model, not a curated record. The transcript has 3 exons.
GUGCCAAUGAUGUCAUUCUGUUUUAACGGCUGGGGGCGCGGCUGUAACCGGCAGCUCCUCCCUUCGAGCCAAUCGCGAUCGGGCAGAGAGAACUUCAGCAGCCUGUGUCCAUGGUCUGUGGGAGGAUCUAACGGCAGCGCUCCGCUCCUCCACGGCCAGCAAAACACUUGAACACACACACUGCGCCAAGCAAAAACGAAACCUUUAGCGACGAAACUUCAGUUUGAUAAGAAGUGAUGGCAGCUAUCCGUAAGAAGCUGGUGAUUGUGGGAGAUGGAGCCUGUGGGAAAACCUGCUUGCUGAUUGUGUUCAGUAAAGAUCAGUUCCCCGAGGUCUACGUGCCCACAGUGUUUGAAAACUACAUCGCUGACAUAGAGGUGGAUGGCAAACAGGUGGAGUUGGCUCUAUGGGAUACAGCUGGUCAGGAAGACUAUGAUCGGUUGAGGCCAUUGUCGUAUCCAGACACGGAUGUUAUUCUGAUGUGCUUCUCUAUAGAUAGUCCAGAUAGUUUAGGUACUUAACUACACACAUACACAUCAUUCAAAAGU